CGCUCAACACAGCCAGAGCUGGAGGUGGGCGCCGGUGCGAAGGGGCCCAGUGGACCGAUGGCUCUGCCCUGCGCCCUAGGGCUCGGGAUGCUGCUGGCCCUGCCAGGGGCCCUGGGCUCCGGUGGUGGCACCGAGGACAGUGGGGGCUCCAGCUCUGUCACGGUCAUCCUGUUGCUGCUGCUGCUGUUGCUGCUGGCCACAGGCCUGGCACUGGCCUGGCACCGCCUCAGCCGCGACUCGGGAGGCUACUACCACCCAGCCCGCCUGGGUGCUGCGCUGUGGGGCCGCACCUGCCGCCUGCUCUGGGCCAGCCCCCCGGGCCGCUGGCUUCAGGCCCGGACUGAGCUGGGUUCACCAGACCACGACCCAGAGCGGCAGGAGGACGAGCAGGAUAUGGAGGACGACUACGUCUCAGACGGUGGGCCGGAGGCUGGACCCAGAGAAGGCAAGCCGCAGUGUGGAGAGGCAGCGGGCCCAGAGCAGGCUGAGGAAACGCCUGACAGUGACACGGAGGGGGGCCCAGGCCUCAGCUCCCUGGGGCCGGCGGGCUCAGGGGGCAGUGCCGAAGCCCUGCUGAGCGACCUACACGCCUUUGCUGGCAGUGCGGCCUGGGACGACAGCGCUGGCGCAGGCGGGGGCCAGGGCCUCCAUGUCACCGCACUAUAGGAGCCAGUCUUGGUGUCCCAUCUCUGUCAUGGCCACUCACGGUGCCUCUGCUUCCCAACCUGCCAAGGCUGGCCACAGCCUCCACCCCACAUGGCACUUCUCAAACUGUCACCCCUCACCAGUCCCCAAGUCUGUAUACUCUACCCCUUCACAGGAAGGCCUCCUGUCCUCACAGGCACUGGGCAGC
Molecule: messenger RNA, 853 nt
Organism: Propithecus coquereli (Coquerel's sifaka)
Lineage: Eukaryota; Metazoa; Chordata; Mammalia; Primates; Indriidae
Gene: PTPRCAP
Product: protein tyrosine phosphatase, receptor type, C-associated protein
Exons: 2
Coding region: 58-666 (202 amino acids)
Cellular component (GO): plasma membrane
Source: RefSeq, a predicted model, not a curated record